AGAAGUUUCCAACGUGACCAAUGGCUGCCAACUCAUCGAAAUGUUGACGGAUGUGCGCUGAAGUCUCCGGUUCAUUUCGAAAGAACUUGUAGUGUAAAAAAGUUUUUUCGACUUGUUUUUAACGCUCGUGAACUUGCCCGAGGGCGACGUGAAAAUGAAUUCCGGGAAUUUCGCGAUUUUCGGGCUCCUGUUCCUGAUUGUCGACGUCCACAGUAUCAUGUGGUAUUUGGAGCCGAAUCAGCACAAAUGUCUAAAAGAAGAGAUCCAAGCUAAUGUUCUAGUCACCGGGGAGUAUGAGGUGUCUGAGGCACACGGGCAGAAAGUCGACUACGUGAUCAAGGAUUCGAGAGGGCACAUUCUUUCACAAAAGGAAGAUAUUCCUCAUGGAAAGUCUCUGAAGUUUUCUUUCGUCACUGAAGUAUACGACACCUUUGAAAUUUGUUUCACUUCCCAUGUCCCAAAUCAGGAACGAGGCAUGAGACAGGAAGUUUCCUUAAUUACAAAGCGAGGAAUCGAAGCCAAGAGUUACGAAGGUCUGAUUGGCGAAGCGUCAAAAUUGAAACCAAUCGAGGUUGAGUUGAAGAAAUUGGAAGACCUUUCAGAAGCAAUCGUGCAGGAUUUCGCGAGAAUGAGAAAGAACGAGGAGGAAAUGAGAGACACCAAUGAAUCAACAAACGCCCGAGUUCUCUACUUCAGUAUAUUCUCGAUGUUUUGCCUCCUGGGUUUGGCGACCUGGCAAGUCUUCUACCUGAGACGUUACUUCAGAGCAAAGAAGCUUAUAGAAUGAGUAAUUUGUUUUCCCCAAUCAUUCACAAGACUGACGAAAACUUUAAGCAAUCUUAAAGGUACUUUGCGAAGUCUUGGAAGAAAUUUCCGCUGAUGGGAAUUUUCGGCGGAAAGUGUAAGCAUGCAAAGUGAAAAUAUCUUGAGCGUCAUGCCAUGUAAUAAUAUUAUUGUACAAAUCAACCGACCAUCCUUCACCGAAAAAAAAAACUUUUGUAUCUUACACCAAUCUCUCAUCCACACCAUUCGAAAUGUAAAUCAGGGGGAACGUUCGAACCAAAUCUUUCAAGCGCGCAUUCAGCUAAACUAAGUAAAACAAAUCGAAUCGCUAUAAUUUUCUUAACCCGUAAAAUAGAAAGUUAAAUAGGUAACCAAAAAUAGAAAAAUCAAUUUUUAUUUUAUUCUUGUGAAGAUGAAAAUAAAAAUGCAAGCGACAAGGUCAAUAAAAAAAGGUUCGCUUCGCUUUAUUUGCAAUUUCCAUUAACGUAAGCAAUCGAGUGAUUUAGUUGUUACAAAAAAAUGAUUACUAUACUUAAGAUAUCUAAGGUAUUCUGGGAUUAUUUAAGCGUCGUGGAUUUGUUUAUUCCUUUUUUUGUUGUUUCAGUAAAUAUAUUUCAUAAUUAUAUUUAACCGAAAUUUUUUUCUU
Belonocnema kinseyi is the source of this 1429-nucleotide messenger RNA. RefSeq names its product transmembrane emp24 domain-containing protein bai (gene bai). The transcript is spliced from 6 exons. Lineage: Eukaryota; Metazoa; Arthropoda; Insecta; Hymenoptera; Cynipidae. Gene Ontology annotation, biological process: endoplasmic reticulum to Golgi vesicle-mediated transport; Golgi organization; intracellular protein transport. The record is from RefSeq and is a predicted model, not a curated record. Bases 155 to 787 code for a protein of 210 amino acids. Gene Ontology annotation, cellular component: COPII-coated ER to Golgi transport vesicle; endoplasmic reticulum; Golgi apparatus.